Molecule: messenger RNA, 1528 nt
Organism: Lates calcarifer (barramundi perch)
Lineage: Eukaryota; Metazoa; Chordata; Actinopteri; Centropomidae
Product: alpha-1B adrenergic receptor-like
Biological process (GO): positive regulation of cytosolic calcium ion concentration; phospholipase C-activating G protein-coupled receptor signaling pathway; cell-cell signaling
Cellular component (GO): membrane
Molecular function (GO): alpha1-adrenergic receptor activity
Source: RefSeq, a predicted model, not a curated record
CCUGGCCGCCAUACAGCCCAACCUGUGCUCGGUACCGUGUCAGUGUCUCUCUCUCAGAGAGAGAGAAAGAUGGUCUCUGUCUCUGUCUGUCUCCGUCUUUUCUUUUUUUCUCUUCAGUCGAAACUUUCCCACAUUAAACACUUGGACCAUAAAAGGACACGGAGAUCUGUGACCCGCUCCUGAAUCAGCACUUUAACCCGAGGAGGAGCUCCCCCUCCCGGGCCGGGCCCCGCAGACCGUCCGCUCUCACCGAGCUGACCCGGACCUCCACCUGCUGCUGCUCCGCGCGCCUCCCGCGCAAACCGAGCGCGAGCGCGAGCGCCGCUCUCAGCCAUGGGACUCCGCCGAGGACCGGAGCGUCAUCACUUUUUGGCUUUUCACGGUUUUUUACCGGAAAAUACUCGGGUUUUUUAGCCGCUGUGGAGGCGAGAGGACAGCGGAGAGAGGAGCCGACAGAGACCGUCAUUUAACUGCAGUUUCUGCGCGUUAUACUGAGUCAAAGUGAAUCGUUAACGAAACCGUUAAAGUGGUUUUGAAUUAAUCUUUAUUGUCACAUCUUCUGUUUCUGGAGCCACCAUGAGUCUGUGGACCAACGACUCCUCCGCGGAUCUUUAUGCCGGGACGCAGCCCCCGCCGUCGGGCUCCAACUUCUCCUCCAACCGCUCGGACGGCUCCUCGCACCGCGGACACUCCGGCGCCGCCCCGCUGGACCUGAGCCGGGCGGUGCCGGUGGGCAUGGUGCUGGCCUCCUUCAUCAUGUUCGCCAUCGUGGGGAACAUCCUGGUGAUCCUGUCCGUGGUCUGCAACCGACACCUGCGGAUCCCCACCAACUACUUCAUCAUCAACCUGGCCAUCGCUGACCUGCUGCUGGGGACCACCGUGCUGCCGGUGUCCGCCACCCUGGAGGUUCUGGAUUACUGGGUCUUUGGUCGGAUCUUCUGCGACAUCUGGGCGGCAGUGGACGUCCUGUGCUGCACGGCGUCCAUCAUGUCCCUGUGCGUCAUCUCCAUUGACCGCUACGUUGGCGUGCGCUACCCGCUGCAGUACCCGAUGAUCGUCACGGAGAAGCGGGCGCUGCUCGCCAUGCUGGGCGUCUGGGUCCUUGCCAUCGUCAUCUCCAUCGGCCCCCUGCUGGGCUGGAAGCAGCCGCCAUCACAGGACGACACCAAGUGUCAGAUCACCGAGGAGCCCUUCUACACCCUCUUCUCCUCCCUCGGCUCCUUCUACAUCCCCCUGGCCGUCAUCCUGGCCAUGUACUGCCGGGUCUACAUCGUGGCCAAACGCACCACCAAGAACCUGGAGGCCGGCAUGAUGAAGGAGCGUCAGGAGGACUCCAACGAGCUCACCCUGAGGAUCCACUGCAGGAACCAGCAGGCCACGAGCUCUGUCCUGGAUCCCUCAGCAGGACGCAGCACGCUCUCUGUCAAACCUCAGUUCUCCAGGGAGAAGAAGGCCGCCAAGACGCUGGGCGUGGGUGUCGGCAUGUUCAUCCUCUGCUGGCUGCCCUUCUUCCUGGUCCUGCCCAUCG